GAUUUCACCGUGGGGAAAGUGUGCCAGUGAUGUCGGCUCGUGAGUCACGGUCGCUGGGCAAUGUGCCCUCUUUUUCGGGCGUCUGCACGACCCUGGGCACCCUGCUCUUCCUGCUGCUGAAUCUGUUGCUGGUGCGGCAUUUGCUGAAGCAGAGGAGACCCCGCGGUUUCCCGCCCGGACCCGCCGCCCUACCCCUCAUCGGAAGCGUCUUUUCUCUCGUCACCGAGCCGCACGUCUUCAUGAAAAAACAGAGUGAAGUUCACGGGCAGAUUUUCAGUCUUGAUCUUGGUGGUAUAUCAACUGUUAUCGUGAAUGGGUAUGAUGCAAUCAAGGAAUGCCUUGUUCGUCAGAGUGAUAAUUUUGCAGAUAGGCCAGCUCUACCUCUCUUCAAGAAACUGACAAACAUGGGAGGGUUAUUGAACUCCAAAUAUGGUCGUGGUUGGACUGAUCAUCGUAAGGUUGCCGUGAAUUGCUUUCGUUGCUUUGGACCUGGUCAGAAGAGCUUUGAAAACAAAAUUUCUGAGGAAUGUUUGAUUUUUUUGGAUGCUGUUGAUACCUACAAAGGAAAGCCAUUUGAUGCCAAAUGCCUUGUAACUAAUGCAGUUUCCAACAUCACAAACCUGAUUAUAUUUGGAGAGCGUUUCACAUAUGAUGACACUGAUUAUCAGCAUAUGAUUGAAAUAUUUAGUGAAAAUAUUGAAUUGGCAGUCUGUGUCUGGGCAUUUCUGUACAAUGCUUUCCCUUGGAUCGGGCUCCUGCCAUUUGGAAAACAUCAGCGUUUGUUCAAAAAUGCGGCUGAAGUGUAUGACUUUUUGCUAAAGAUUAUACAGCGUUUUUCCCAAAACAGAACCCCUCAAAAACCCCGGCAUCUCAUUGAUUCGUAUCUUGAUGAAUUGGAAAAGAAUAUUAAUGAUCCUGAAUCUUCCUUUUCAACAGAAAACUUAAUUUAUACUGUUGGAGAACUCAUUAUAGCUGGAACUGAGACUACAACUAAUGCACUUAGAUGGGCGAUAUUAUACAUGGCACUGUAUCCAAACAUUCAAGAAAAAGUGCAUCAGGAAAUUGACACUAUUGUGGGAAAAAACCAAAUACCUUCCCUGGAAAACAAAUCACAGAUGCCAUAUACAGAAGCAGUAUUACAUGAAGUUCUGAGAUAUUGCAACAUAGCUCCACUUGGUAUCUUCCGGGCAACUACCAAGAACACUGUUGUUCGAGGCUAUUCCAUUCCAAAGGGAACCACAGUUAUAACAAAUCUUUACUCUGUACAUUUUGAUGAAAAAUAUUGGAAUACUCCUUAUCUAUUUUGUCCUGAGAGAUUCCUAGAUAAGAAUGGGCAAUUUGUAAAGAAAGAAGCAUUUGUUCCAUUUUCUGUUGGUCGAAGACACUGUCUUGGAGAACAAAUUGCAAGAAUGGAGUUAUUUCUAUUUUUUACCAUGCUGUUACAAAGAUUUCAUAUUCAUUUUCCACCAGGAACUAUUCCAAAUCUGAAACCUAAAUUGGGAAUGACAUUACAGCCUCAUCCAUAUCUUAUCUCAGCAGAAAGGCGCUGAUAAGAGAAUAUUAAAAUAGUUACCUAUCAAAAUAAAUCACUUCAUUAUGGUGGGAAAGGAGGGAAUCUACAACUCCUAAGAAUCAGGAAUAUCCACAUUCUAUUUUGUAUUACCUAAUCUGUGCCUUAAUCUUAUUUUGUAAACAUGAUAAAAUGAGACUGUGUGGGACAAAGAGGAUUUAAAGGGAUUUCACAAGUCAAAUGAGUGGGCAAAUAUGUGGCAGAUAUGUAUAACAUGGAUAAAUGUAAAGUUAUCCACAUUGGUAAGGAAAACAUAAACCCAGGUUUAACAUAAACCUGUUAAAUGAUGACAGGUUGGGAAAUAUUAAUGUGAGGGAACCUGGGUGUACUGAAAACAAACAUGCAGGCAUGGCAAGCAUCAAGAAAACAAAUCACAUAUUGACCUUUUUUUGCAAGAUAUUUUGAGUACAGGAGCAAGGAUGUCUUAUUACACUACCUUGGUGAGACCACACCUGGAUUAUCACGUGCAGUUUAGGUCUCCUUACCUAAGAAAGGGUAUGCUUACUGUAGAUGCUGUGCAGAAAAGGUUCACAACACUGAUUCCUGACAAUGGCAGGACUGUUGUAUGAAGAGAUUUGAACAACUAGGCCUGUAUUCAUUAGAGUUUUGAAGAAUAGGGGAUGAGGGGGAAUCUCAUUGAAACAUAUAAAAUCAUGAUGGGCUAGACGGUCCAGCUGUGGGGUCUGGAUAGAGAGAUCACAGGAUGUGGAGUAAGACAGCCAUGAUUGAGAUGGGAAAUUUCUUCGUUCACUAGAUGGUCAACCUCUGGAAUUCUCUAUAAUAGACGGUACUGGAAACCAAGCCACAGGAAGCAGGUAGGUUUCUAGACAGAGAAGACAUCAAGGAAUGUGGAGAGAGAGCGGGAAUAUGGGAUUGAGAUGGAGGGUCAGCUGUGAUUGUAUUGAAUUGCAGAGCAGACGGGAAGAGCUGGAUGUCCACUCCUGCACCUAUUUUCUGUGUUCCUAUACCAUAUUAUUUCCCCAAAAGCUGAGAAUUAGAUUCAUACAAUAUAGAAGAUUGGCAUUUUCUGAGAACUAUCCAAUUCAUUCUAUUCUGCUGCUUUUACACAGAGCCCUGCAGAUGUCCCUUCUUAAUAUCCUUCUAUGUCCAAUUCUCUUCAGGAAAUUAAUAAUUGAAUCUGCUUUCACCAAUUUUUCGGGCAUUCUAUUCCAAUUCAUGAAUAUCUGCUGUGUUAAAUAAUUUCCCCUCAUUGCCCACUGGAUUCCUUUGCCAAUUAUCUCAAACGUGUCUCAUUAUCAAUCUUUCUGCAAGUAAAAACUUCACAAUUCUUACUCUGUCAAAUCUCCUCAAAAUUUUGAACGUCUCUUUUAAAUAGCCCUGCAACCUUUUCUGUCCAGGAAAAAUGAUCCUGAAAUAUUCUUCCUUGUAACUAUUGUCUCUUAUCCCAGACAUCACACUAGUAAAGCUCCCUCACAUUCUCAGGACAACAUAAAUUCUAAAUUUCAGUGCCCAAAAUUGGACAUAAUACUCCAAUUGAGACCUGGAUGAUGAUUUAUGUAGGAUAGCAUUCCUUUCUUGGUUUCCUAUGCUGUGCCUGUAUUUAUAAACUAAGGAUCCUGUGUGUUUUUAUUUAAAAAUACUCAUCAGUCAUUUAUUGCUCUUUCAAAGAGCUAGCAAUAAUCUUAUGAAAAAAAUGACUAUUGUUCUAUAUUGUAAUUUUUUUUAUUAAACUGUAUGGGAAAGGAUCACAGGAACUGCUGUGACAGGAGACCAAGCAGGUGUGGGAAGAGUGCUGCCGGCCGGCCUCUCUGACUUCAUGAGUGGGUGAGUUUGCUCAGCGCUCCCAGUCGCCAAUUGUUGUGGCUCGGCUGGGGAGAAAAGGCACCUGGAAGUGCCCCAUUGCCACCUUGCAGAAGAUGCCUGUAGCCCUACAGCAGCUGGAAAAUCCAUCCGCAUCCAGUCCACCAGUCUCCCAAACACUAAUCCAUAUGGAUGGGAUGUCCAUAAGUAAGGCAUUCGUAACCCGGGGAGGACCUGUACAUGAAUUCCUGAGUACAGUAAAAUUCCAAUCAUCCAUCAUCUGGUUGUUCAGAAUUCCGGAUGCUGGCAUCUGGCUCCCUCGUUAAUCUAGAAUGUGAGCCAGGGAUCCAGAGUGCAAGUGGUGUGCGGCAAGACCCAGGGGUCUGGAAUGUGGCUGGGGCCAGGGUCUGGACCGUGGGCCAGAGCUAGGGUCAGGGUUGAGAAUGCAAAAGGGCUGAAGUUGUGGGAAGGUUUGCAGAUGGAGCCAGAGGUCAGAGUGCUUGUAUAUCACUGGGGUCACUGGAAAAUUUGUUAUACUUCUGUGUAACAUGUGAAGGAAGUUUAUGGGGUAUUAACAGGAGUAGAGUCCAAUAGUUCAGAAAAUCCGUAGGUCCAGCAACCAAACUCCCUAACGUGCUGGAUUAUUAGACUUGCACUGUAUCUGUCUUUUGGCACUCCCUUCAAAAUUAAACUACUAUGUUUACAUUGUCUUUCCUUGAUUUCUGUCGCAAAUGAAAUACUUCAUACUUUAAAAUAUUUUAGCAUGACUGAUGUACAGUGGGAUAUUGAAAUUAAUAGCUGCAUUGCUGAACUUAAUGUAGAUUCUGGAAAAGUUGACAUUUUUCUCUCUUUAAUCAUUUUAACUAAUGUAUGUGAUUAACUACCAAGCCACUGCCAGCUGUGGUAUCAAUUACCGGAGAAAUUGUAAGACCAGCCUAAAAAUACUAAAUAUCCUUCCUUCCUUUAUAUGAGGAAACAGUUUCUUUUGUCAACCCAAUGAAGGGAGGAUACUAAUCAAACGUAGAAAAGCAAUGCAUUCUUAUUCAGACUCACACUUCCAGUAGAAGUACCUAUAAGUUUUCUGGAACAGUGUAUCUUCUGUUGAAUUGUAGUUAUUAAAAUGUUCAUUGUGCAGUUCUGCUGUAUUGUUUCAGACCAUGUUGUUCAAUAAGUUGUAGUAAAAACAAGAUAAAAACAGUCAGUGUUCAUUUACAGUAUGCACAAAAUGUUUGUACUAAUCAGGAAUUUUAUAACUUUUUGAGCUUGUUAGCACUGAUGUUAAACUCAUUUUGUAUAGUUACUUCAUUUGUUAGUUAUAUUUUGCAUUAUCAAAUGCAUUUUAUAAUCAUUUUAAUUUAUGGUGAGAUCCAAGAGCAUGAGUCUAUGAAGGAUAAUGUGGUCUUAAAUCUCAAUAUACAAGUAUAGAGUUGCAUUCUGCACAAGACAUGAACCAUUACAUUGGGUACUUUGGAAUUAACCUUUCAUCAAAACAAAUUGAUUAUUUAAAAUGAACGUAAACUGAGAUGUAAAGUUAUCAACAGAGACUAAGGACAUGAAGCACAGUGAGGUCACACAAUGCAAAUGCAAUUCAAAGGCAGAUUUAGUUUUAAGAACCAGUUGGUUGAAAGGAAGAUGAAAAUAUGUAUGUAUACGUGGGAUUUAGACUUGUUCUUCCAAAAGAUAAACAAUAACAUGAAGUCGAAUAGCCAUUUGAUAUGUUGAAUUCAAUAACUGCAUAAUUUUAAGCCUUUUAGUAACUUUUUUGACCUAAAUGAUUUUACUUUGAAAAGUAUUACAAUUUAACUACAUAAUAUAAAAAUAUAUUGAAGUUAUUCAUA
This is a messenger RNA of Pristis pectinata (smalltooth sawfish), 5169 nucleotides long. RefSeq names its product vitamin D 25-hydroxylase (gene cyp2r1). The record is from RefSeq and is a predicted model, not a curated record. Gene Ontology annotation, cellular component: cytoplasm; intracellular membrane-bounded organelle. The transcript has 5 exons. Bases 30 to 1550 code for a protein of 506 amino acids. Gene Ontology annotation, molecular function: iron ion binding; heme binding; oxidoreductase activity, acting on paired donors, with incorporation or reduction of molecular oxygen, reduced flavin or flavoprotein as one donor, and incorporation of one atom of oxygen. Gene Ontology annotation, biological process: xenobiotic metabolic process. Lineage: Eukaryota; Metazoa; Chordata; Chondrichthyes; Rhinopristiformes; Pristidae.